GUCUGCAGUAGAGAAGGGGCCUAAUUUUGCUCCCUUGGCUAAUGAGCUUAGCUCAUGCUGAGCAGCUUUUAGUCCUGCAGGUUGUUGUUAUAGUGGGUUGGUGAGAGGAGCCAGAGCAGAAGAGUGAAUCUGAGAAGAGGUGUAGUGCAGCAAAAGCUUGAGCACUUCUCUGUUUGCCUGUCAGGACCACCACUGCUUAUGCUGGCACUGCGGCUGGGACAUCUUUCUCUCUCCCCCUCCCUCCCUCUAUCCUGCUUCUCUCUAAUACUACCUGACUCCCCUCUCUCUCCCUCUCUGCCUGUCCCGGAGCACUGACGGAGUACUUUUGUAGCUGCAUCACUUCUCGGUCAGCUGUUCUGUCUUCCCGUGUCUUUCACUUCUUUUCUGUCUUAAACUCUCACCUGACUCUGUUGCCAAAAUGUACCGGAAUCCGUGGAUCUCAAAUUACCUGAGUCACGUCAAGUUCUGCAGCCAAGGAAUUGGGAGUGAGAACCCCAUUAAACCAAGCAAUCCCAGAUUGCUACAGAAGAGAGCACUUAGCUUCCAGAAAGAAUUCUCCUGUGACGAAAAGGACGACCCAGCCAAAAGCACCAAGGAUAUAGAUGUUAGUCUCUUGGCCAAUCUCCCUAAAGUCUCUGAAUUGAGGAAACUAUUUGAGGGGAUUACCACAAGCACAAGUGACUUGGAAAUGAACAGAAAGGAGCGCAUUGCUCGGCGGUUGGAGGGUAUAGAGGGUGAAGUGCAUCCGUCUCUGCUGCCUACUUUGGUGGCCAACCGGCUUCUGGAGGAGGACACUCCACGAUACACUAGGGCCUCUGACCCCUGUGAGCCCUGUGCUGUUACAGUUCAGCGUUAUGGCAUGGAGGGAUUUGAAAGCCCAGAAAUGCAGUUGAUGGCUCCAGAGCGCCAAUCCAGAGCUCGGUGCAGGCCUGAGCCUCAGUCCUUCAUCCACACUGAGCCAGUUCACAUUUCGGGUCCGACCAAAGGUGUUCCUGAGUUGGAGUCCAAGGCUGAACGCAUUGCCCGCUACAAGGCAGAGCGGCGCCGGCAGCUGGCCGAACGUUACGGCAUCUCUUUGGAUCAGGAACCCGACUUGGACCAUCACUCCCGCUACCCCCGCUCUCAGAAAGAGUUGGACUGCUCAGAGAGACGUAAUAGAGGGGAGCUGGUGGGAGAGGAAGGCAGGGAUAUCACCCUAAGUGCUUACACCAGUACCUUAGCUACUAGCCCAAGGGGAGGCCGUUCAGCUCCACCACACGGCUACCCGGACCCAGGCUGUGAUAUUGGUCACACCAGGGUGGAGUUGUUCUCGGAGAGAGAGAGGCUGAUGAACCUGGAGAAUCAGCGCAGGGCCGCUCCGCCUGAGCUUCCAUCCUCCUCUUCAUACAUGGACGUGAUGUCAUCUUCCUCCUCUGCUAAGGUGCCUGCAAAAGACUACACAGUAACCGGCAUACCACCCAGUUCACCCAAGCAGGGCAGGCACCCCCCCCUCUCCUCGCCUAAACAUGGAGCGUCUCCUGGUGACCUGUUCAUUGAGCAGCAAGCCCAGAACGUCCUCAGCAGACAGGGUGCAAAGACGAAACUUAGUACUGAUUGGUUCCUCCAGACUGAUGCUGAAGGCGACACCCACUCCCUCAUCAACUGGCCUUCAAGAAUCAGAGUUAGGGAGAGGCUUGUCAGGGAGGAGGGCCGGCAGAAGAGCCCAGAGUUCGGAAAUGUUACAGAAGGCCUAGUGUACCGCAGACAAUUUCAGCACCAGCCCCAGGUUUCUACACGCUACCACGCAGACCCACUAGGCCCACAGCAGGCCUAUUCCCACCAUCAUCCACAAGUUCAGCACAGCCGGUCCGGUCCACAGGGAGGGCAAGAAGUUGGCAAUUACCCCAGUUAUUUGUCCAUGACCUCUGGUCCUACAUCCAGAACUGGGCAGCAGCAACAGCAGGUGGAAGAGGAAGAAGCUGGUGAGGCUGAGGAGGUCAAGACAGAGGGCCUUCUGAGGAGCAGAAAAGCAGUCUUGCCUUCACAGAUCCGGCGCAGAGAGAGGAGCACUGAAGACCCACGAAGAGGGCGAGGUGAGGAGGAGCUGGUCAUGUACAGGAUGCAAAGAGAGGCUGAGGCAGAGGAACCUGUUAGAGGGGGACUUGGAGACAGACCUAGAUGGGAGGAAGCAGAGUAUACCUCCUGUCUGCAGGCGGCAGAGCGCCAACCAAGAGAGCGGGAAAACGCUGAUCGUGUCCACAAAAGACCGGCUGCAACCCACAUUGAGCCCAGAACAUCUCACACAGGGCCAGGAAGUUCCAGCUCCACCACAGCUCUGAGCCGAUCCGUGUCUGAUGCUGGAAAUCAGCGAGGACCCAAUCAGAGGAGCUUGCAACACCAGACCCAGGAACCCCGAGACGUCAGAGAAAGAGAAAGUUUGAGUAAUGGAGAGAGUCACCAGGACACCAGGGUGUCUGUGGCACAGCUCAGACAUUCCUACAUGGAGAGCACCACCACUCCUCCAACCAGCCGCAGGAAUGAGCUUGAAAUGGAGGAGCGUAGGGCACUGACGGGCUACAAGGCCCCAUGGAGAGGGGAAAGGGACAGGGGGCGCAGGCCCCGGCAGUAUGUCUAUCCUGGGGAGAGUAGAAAGACCUCUGAGAGGUUUAGGACACAGCCCAUCACUUCUGCUGAGCGCCAUGAGACUGAUAGGUCUUGUGUGAGUUCAGACUUUGCUUCCACUGAAGCUGAUGAAGAGAAACUAGAUGAACGGGCCAAGCUGAGCGUCGCAGCUAAGCGCUCUCUCUUCAGGGAACUGGAGAAGAGCGUCGAUGGCGGAGCUCCUAAACUGCGGUCCAGGAAUGCCGCUGUGGACAGGAGACUAAGACGGACACAAGAUCGAUCCAGAACUCAGCCGGUCACCACUGAGGAAGUAGUCAUCGCAGCCACCGCCCCAUCUCACGUGCCACAAAUGGUGUCCACUCACGCUGCCGUAGCACGCGUCCCUAGCCCCACCCUAGUUUACAGCACUGUCCCACCAUACAGCCUGCAGGCAUCCUCACAGCAGAGUGCUGUUGCCCAUGAGCAAGUGAGCGAGGCCCGGCAGGCGCAGGAUACCAAGGAGAUCCGGGGCCUGACGCAGACAUCAUCGCUAAAAGAAAAAGAUACGAAGCAGAGCGAGACUCAGGAGGAGCCUGACCUCUGCACCCUCAGCCUGGCUGAAAAGAUGGCGCUGUUCAACCGGCUGGCUCAGCCUCCAACCAGGGUCACCCACACAAGAGGGGACACGCGACAGCGGAGGGCCAACGCUCGCUACCAGACACAGCCAAUAACACUGGGAGAUAUGGAACAGGAGCUCUCAGACGUAGACCUCAGGGAUGAGCAGGAGCUGUGUGACAGUCUGGUAGAAGACCUACAACUUCAAAACGGCACAGGCUCCCGUUUUGGACACCACCUAUCUUCCUCAUCUUCCUCUACACUCAGAGCAGGAGGGACGGUGUCCAGUGACCACGCCGGAGACAUCCACAUAUCCACGGCAGCCUGCGUGGAGCCCACCUAUGCCAGCUCUGACAGGUCUCUGCCCCCUCGCCAACCGGACAGCCCAGUCAGGGGGUCCCAGGGAUCCUCAGAUCACCACAGGCAUCACAUUUUGCCCCAAGUGGAAGACCAGAUUGAUCUGGGAGGGGGGAAGAGGAAGUUGCCCUCUCCUGAGAGAGCAGUCAAGCAGACCACACUGCCCCAGCCCCAGAGUGGAAGAGAAAGGAGAGAAGAGGAGGAAGAAGCAGAGGAGGAGCAGCUGCAGCAGCGGGCGGACAGAGCGAUAGAAGAGGAAGUGCUGUGGAGCUCAGAGCACCACAGGCUCCAGGACAGCCAGGAGCAGAGCCAGAAGAGCAGGGCCACCAGUGGAGAGCUGCUGGAAUCCACUGUGGUAACAUCCAGAGCAGCAUCUGGCUUCCCCGAAGCAGCGGACCUGCACACGGACAGCAACGCACACCCAGCCGGCCCGGUUGAGCCUGAGCAGGGAGACGAACUGAGCGACAGGAUGAUGGCCCGACACAUGUCCAUCAAAGAGAGAGUCGCCUUGUUGAAGAAGAGCGGCGAGGAGGACUGGAGGAACAGGAUCAAUAAGAAGCAGGAUGUGGUGAAGAUUGCUGCAGCAGAGCAGAACGCUCAAUUCUGGGAGGUGGAGCAGAGCUUCAAGAAGAAGGAUGAUGAAGCGAUGAUGAUGAUUGACGAGUUUGCUGUGUCCGACCAGCUUUGGGAGCCAGUGUUUGCUGCUACUUUCUCUACUCCUCCUGAGCCUCCUUACAAUGCAACCGAAUCAGCCAGUCAGGCCAUCAGAUCUCGCAGACCCGUGCAGGUGGAUGAAAAACACCCCUGGAGACGGAAGAGGUUAGCAGAGGCUGAGAUGGAGUCUCAGAGCAUCGAGGCUCACAUGUCCAUUGAGGAGAGGAAGCAGCUGAUCGUGGCCCGAGAGGAAGCCUGGAAGUCCAAGGGCCACGGAGCUGCCAAUGACUCAACCCAAUUCACUGUGGCUGCACGCAUGGUGAAGAAAGGUCUGGCCUCCCCUGCUGCUCUUCAGACUCCUGUGCCGUCCAAACCCAAGAAUGGCAACAUUGCCAUCUCUAAACCACAGGAUGAAAUCAAGGCCAUGCCAGAUCUGAACCUGGAGUCAGACAGGAAGCUGGACAAAUUGGAGUCAUUCCUGGGCAAGCUCAACAAUAAAAUGUCUGGACUGCCAGAAGCAACCAUCACAGUGACGGAGAAGAAGGUAAAGGAAGUGAUGACCCUCGAAGACGAAACUUUUUCCAAGUUCUACCGCCAAGUGGAGGAACUCCCUUCCAUCACCAACAAGCUGGAGAUAGAUGACGACUUUGAUGCCAUCUUUGGUCCCCAGGUGCCAAAGCUGACCUCAGAGAUGGUACAGCACAAGCGGGCAGUGCGCCCAGCGCGUAAUGUCCAGUCAUCCAGGAACCCUCUGAAGAUGCUGGCUGCCAGGGAGGACAUCAGACACGAGUACACAGAGCAGAGGCUCAACAUCGGCCUGCUGGAGAGCAAAAGGAUGAAGGCUGAGAAGAUGAAUAAGAACUCUGGUUUCUCUGAAGUGGCUCUCGCCGGUCUGGCCAGCAAGGAGAACUUCAGCAACGUCAACCUGCGCAGCGUCAACAUCUCAGAGCAGAUGUCCAACAACAGUGCUGUGCCUUACAAGAAACUCAUGCUGUUGCAGGUCAAAGGCCGCCGGCACAUCCAGACCCGGCUGGUGGAGCCACGAGCAUCCUCCCUGAAUAGCGGCGACUGUUUCCUGCUCAUCACACCACAACACUGCUUUAUCUGGAUCGGAGAGUUUGCCAAUGUCAUUGAGAAGAGCAAGGCUUCAGAGUUGGCCAAUUUCAUCCAGAGCAAAAGAGAUUUGGGUUGUCGAGCCAACUAUGUCCAAGUCAUUGAAGAGGGCAUUAACACAAUAAACCAUGCUGUCAAGGAGUUCUGGAAGAUCCUGGGGGGGCAGUCGAGUUAUCAGUCUGCAGGAACGCCAGAUGAAGAUGAGCUGUAUGAGGGCGCCAUUGUGGAGACCAACUGCAUUUAUCGCCUGAUGGAUGACAAACUGGUCCCAGAUGAUGAUUUUUGGGCCAAGAUGCCUCGCUGUUGUCUGCUCAAUCCUAAGGAGGUUCUAGUUUUUGACUUUGGCAGUGAGAUGUACAUUUGGCACGGGAAGGAAGUGACUUUGGCGCAAAGGAAGGUGGCUUUCCAGCUGGCGAAGCACUUGUGGAAUGGCACCUUUGACUAUACAAACUGUGACAUCAACCCACUGGACCCAGGAGAGUGUAACCCACUCAUACCCAAAAAAGGCCAGGGUCGCCCUGAUUGGGCAGUGUUUGGCAGACUGACUCAACACAAUGAGACCACCCUGUUCAAAGAAAAGUUCCUGGACUGGAGCGACUCCAGAAAAACUCCCAGUCCCAUAAAAAACAGCAGCGAUCACAGUACUGAUCAAAAGGAGCAGCCCAGCAGUGAUCAGCCCAGUGCAUGCAAUGCCUCACUGAUGCUGACCCUCCAUCAGACACCCGUCUGCACCAUCCUGGAUGGCUUCAAUGUGGGCCGGGGCUACGGCCUGGUGGAGGCAGAGGAGUGGCGCAGCUACGAGAUCAGCACUCUGGCAGUGGAGGUGUGGCACAUCCUGGAGUUCGACUACAGCCGCCUGCCGCGCCAGAGCAUUGGCCAGUUCCACGAGGGUGACACCUAUGUAGUGAAGUGGAAAUACAUGGUCAGCACUGCUGUUGGGAAGAGACAAAACCCGGAGCAGCUGAAGACGACAGGAGCGGGGAAGGAGAAGUGCUGCUACUUCUUCUGGCAGGGCCGCAACUCCACCGUCAGCGAGAAAGGAACAUCAGCACUCAUGACGGUCGAGCUGGAUGAAGAGCGUGGAGCACAGGUUCAAGUCCAGCAGGGAAAGGAGCCUCCAUGUUUCCUACAGUGCUUCAAGGGAGGGAUGGUCAUCCACUCAGGAAAGAGGGAAGAGGAGGAGGAAAAUUCGCAGAAUGAUUGGCGUCUGUACUGUGUGCGUGGGGAGGUGGAGGUAGAGGGCCAUCUGCUGGAGGUCGCCUGUCACUGCAGCAGCCUGCGCUCAAGAGUCUCCAUGGUAUUGCUGAGCGUCAGCCAGGCCCUCAUCUACCUGUGGCAUGGCUGCAAGUCUCAGGUGCACACGCGGGAGGUGGCACGCACUGCUGCCAAUAAGAUCAAAGAACAUUGUCCUCUGGAAGCCGGCCUUCACAGCAGCAGCAAGGUCACCAUCCAGGAAUGUGAUGAGGGAGCAGAGCCCACGGGCUUCUGGGAAGCCCUCGGGAGGCGGGACAGGAAAGCCUACGACUGCAUGCUGCAAGAUCCAGGCAGGUUUAAUUUCACACCUCAUCUGUACCAGCUGAGCAGCAGUUCAGGAGAGUUUGCAGCUGUGGAAUUUCUCUAUCCUGCCAGAGACCCCAAGCAGGUCAACUCCAUGCCCUUCCUACAGGAGGACCUGUAUGCAGCUUCCCAACCAGCCCUGUUCCUGGUAGACAACCACCAUGAGGUGUACCUGUGGCAGGGCUGGUGGCCUCAGGACAGUGAAAGCACUGGCUCGGCCCGAAUCCGCUGGGACUCGGACAGAAAGUGUGCCAUGGAGACGGUUCUGCAGUACUGCAGAGAAAAGAAUGAGAAGAAGCCUCCCAAAGCAUAUUUGAUCCAUGCUGGUCUGGAGCCACUCACCUUCACAAACAUGUUCCCCAGCUGGGAGCACAGAGAGGACAUCGCUGAGAUCACUGAGCGGGAGGCAGAAAUUUAUCAUCAGAUUAUUCUGGUUGAGGAUGUGUUGGCCCGGCUCUGUAAGACCACAUAUCCACUGGCAGAUCUCCUAGCACGGCCGCUGCCUGAGGGAGUGGACCCCCUCCGCCUGGAGGUCUACUUGUCUGAUGAGGACUUCCAGGGUGUGGGGGCUUAUGGGAAGAGAGCCCUGGAGAUGAGCAAAGAGGAGUUCGGCACUCUGCCCGGCUGGAAGCAGAUGAACUUGAAGAAAGCCAAAGGACUUUUCUGAAUGAUGAAAAACUGGGCGCUGCUGAAGUCAUCAGAAAACUCCGAGACUCCAAGGGUGGGGCUGCCUCUUCUGAGUUGACCCUUGAGCAGAUGAGGAUGGAUGAGAGGAGCUGUGGGCAUGUGUUUUGGUUGUAGGAGAGGAUUGUGAGUGGAUGCAUGUUUUAAUGGCAGUCAUGUAAAUUCCCACUCUGUUAAUGUAUGUACUUGUGUACUUUGAGCAGGAGCACCUUACACUGUCAGCCUUGCAGCCAUGGUGUCGGCAGGUCUGUCAGCCUGCUGAACUCCCUCUACAUGAUACUCUAUGUUUGUGCAUUAAAAAUAAAUUAUAUUUAUAUUAAAUCCAUGUAGAAUUUUUUUUUUAAAAAAAGGAAAAUCUCAAUAGAUAUUGAAAACCUAACAAAAUAAAGUGUAUAAUAAAUGUUGCAGAGGUUUGCAUCUCAUGUUCCAGCUGUACAGAUCAGUUUGCUGAUCAAAUGAAGCUCUUGGUAUGACUUGGUGUCAUUACUGUGGGACAGAUACAGAGUUGAUUAAAGGCAAAAAAAAAAAAGUUUGAUUUUUAAUUCUUUCAGUGUAUAGUGCCUUGCUUUGUGUACAGUUUAUAUACAGAUCCUAGUCUGCAUUUUGGAGACUGUUGUGAUAUAAAGAUGUAUUCUAGAAAUAAACCUGGAAAGUUUGAUAUCUGAA
Molecule: messenger RNA, 8226 nt
Organism: Oreochromis niloticus (Nile tilapia)
Lineage: Eukaryota; Metazoa; Chordata; Actinopteri; Cichliformes; Cichlidae
Gene: svila
Product: supervillin a
Exons: 43
Coding region: 419-7543 (2374 amino acids)
Biological process (GO): actin filament severing; barbed-end actin filament capping; cytoskeleton organization
Cellular component (GO): cytoplasm; actin cytoskeleton
Molecular function (GO): actin filament binding; phosphatidylinositol-4,5-bisphosphate binding
Source: RefSeq, a predicted model, not a curated record